AUGGAUGGCAAGCGCCCAGCGAUCGAUGACACUAGCUGUGGCUAUCCUGGCACAAUCAAACGACAACGAACUCUCCUUGACAACUGGGAUAGCGAGACGCAACGUCCCAUCGAUGACAUACCGCCAGAGUACCACCGCUACACAAUCGCAUGGAUCUGCGCGUUGCCCACGGAGCUGGUAGCUGCAGAAGCUAUGCUAGAUGAGAAGCACGGCGUCUUCCCUUCUUACGCUUCCUACGGCAAUACCUACACUGUCGAUACCAAUACAUACACGCUAGGAAGCAUCGGGGGACAUAAUGUUGUCAUCACAUGCCUACCAGCGGACCAAUAUGGCACGAACAAUGCGGCCAACGUGGUAACCAACUUGAUCCGCACCUUUCCGUCAACUCGGCUAGCAUUGAUGGUAGGCAUUGGAGGUGGUGUUCCGAGCAGUGCUAGGGAUAUACGGCUGGGUGAUGUUGUUGUUGGCACGAGAACGAUGCAAUAUGACUUGGGAAAGAUUGUGGCAGGUGCCGAGAUCCAACGAACGGCGAUUGCCAGGACCCUUCACCACUCUUUUGGCAAAGUCAUCACAGUCUUGCGGGCCAAACACGACCGAGAAUCGAGCCAUAUUUCCUUGAUUCUAAAGGAAAAGUUCCAAAAACUUCCGCACUACGGCCGUCCGAUAGAUCCUGAUCGCCUUUUCCUCUCAACGUACGACCACCCGGAGUCAGUAGCGUCAUGCGACGAUUGCGAUGAAACGAAACGUAUGCCUCGACGUGCACGAUCGGACAAUGACCCUGCCAUUCACUAUGGAGCGAUAGCAUCUGGCAACCAAGUCAUGAAGAACGCCACCGAAAGAGACAUUGCUGCUCGUACCCUAGACGUCGUAUGUUUUGAAAUGGAAGCGGCUGGCAUCAUGGAUAUUCUUCCUUGCCUACCAAUUCGUGGAAUCUGCGACUAUGCGGAUUCUCACAAGAAUAAGGCCUGGCAAAGGUACGCCGCAGCUGUAGCCGCAGCAUAUGCUAGAGAAUUACUCUCCGUACUCCCUUCGACGGACUCCGGGACACGAGCUGUCUCUCCCCUGCUUGACCAGCAUGAGAAACAGACCCAGCUGAUGGAGUUUCUGAGGUUUGAUCAAAUGGACUCCCGCCGAUUAACUGUGAAGAGAGCACACAACAAGACAUGCGCAUGGUUCAUCAAGCACCCAGAUUACUGCGCAUGGCUGAACGAAGAGAAGCUCAAACUACACCAUGGGUUUCUUUGGCUUCGUGGCAAGCCCGGCGCUGGAAAGUCGACUAUCAUGAAAUUCGCCUUGUCGAAAAUGCAAAAGGACCCUCAUUGGUCGCCGCUUGUAAUUUCGUUCUUCUUCAACGCCCGGGGCGAAUAUUUGGAAAGAUCAAUUGAAGGGAUGUAUCGCUCCUUGCUGUUCCAGCUGUUCCAGGGAUACCCUCAACUGCGAUCUGUACUUUGCGAUUUGUGUUCAACACAACAAGAGAAUGAAGGUUGUCCCAGCCUAGACACUCUCAAAGAUUUGUUCUCUAAAGCUGUCCUUGGAGUUGGCCAACUUCGACUUACUUGCUUCAUCGAUGCUCUGGAUGAAUGCGAUGAGCAACAAGUCACAGAUAUGGUCCGGGAAUUCGAAGACUUGGCUGAAGAAGCCUCAGCAGAAGAGAUUGCCUUUCGAAUCUGCUUUUCCAGUCGGCACUAUCCAUACAUAGUUGUCAAAGUGGGGAUAUCGAUGAUCCUCGAAAACCAGGAAGGUCACGCGCAGGACAUGGAAAAUUACGUCAAAAGCUGCCUACGAAUCGACGACCCUACUCUCGUCGAAUAUCUGCAACCGGAACUCCUCAAAAAGGCGAAGGGGGUGUUUCUCUGGCUGAUCCUAGUCGUUGAUAUGCUCAAUACCGAGUACUCGCAAGGUGGGCUGGCCUUGAAGAAAAGGCUUGUCGAGUUACCGAGCGAUCUGGGCGCCUUAUUCAAGGAUAUCCUUACGCGCGAUAGCAAGGACAUGGAGCGCCUCUUCUUGUGCGUCAUCUGGAUCCUUUGCGCCAAACGGCCUUUACGACCCUUGGAGCUUUUCCACGCACUCUGGUCUGGUCUAUCACAGUGCGGCCUCGUUGACGAAGAUCCCCCGGCAGUCACCAGCCCGAAAGACAAAGUUUGCGCCAAGAGAUGCGUGAUUAGUGCCUCCAAGGGGCUGGCAGAAAUCACCAAUUCUACGCAGCCAACAGUACAAUUCAUACACGAAUCUGUCAAAGACUAUCUUGUCAAAGCUGGCGGACUUACGGAACUCUGGCCUGAUCUAGGCUUCGAUUGGGAGCUCCUAGGUCAUGAGAAACUGAAGCUCUGCUGUAGCGCGUACAUAAAACAUCACUUUGGAGUCGCUUUCCGUCGUCCUUACAACGUACAUAAGGAAACAAAGCUCCCGUUCAUGGAGUAUGCAGCCCAGCAUGUGCUCCCCCAUGCCGAUGCUGCAGCCGCUGGCAUUUCUCAACGCCAAUUUUUGUCUGAAUUCCCAGUCCAAAAGUGGAUUUCGAUCUUUAAUCUCUUUGAGCAGUACAAGAUCCGUCACUAUACGCCUCAAGCGAGCCUAUACUACAUUUGCUCAGAAAUGGACUGUUCGAGGCUCAUUCCCAUGAUACAAGGCGGAGAUUGGCGACGUAGAUCUGAGGACCGGUACAACUACCCGCUCUUUGCUGCCCUGGCUCAAGGGAAUAGCAAAUCAGUCGCCGCCCUCUUGGGAACAUCCUCCGUCAUCUACAAUGGAACGAACAUCAUAGAAGGCUUAACACGCAGAAGGGACUUUUCAGACUUCAAGCAGCGAACACCGUUAUCUUGGGCAGCUCAGAACGGUCGGCUCGGAAUGGUCGAGCUUCUUCUGCGAGCCGGGUAUAAUGUGAGCGAAUGUGACCAUGGAGGACUCACACCACUGCACCGGGCUGCUGAGCAAGGCCAUGAAGCGAUUGUAAAGAUUCUCAUAGAGACUGGAGCAAGUGUCAACGUCGAGACCAUGAACAAAGGUCUACGUACACCCCUUUCAUAUGCUGCCAUGCAUGGCCGGGAAGCGAUAGUGAAGCUUCUCCUUCAGAACAAAGCGAAUGUCAAUGCCAGGAGAGAAAAUUCAUCCACAGUCUUGUACGAAGCUUCUAAAGUGGGCAGGUACACAGUUGACCCGUCAGAAGCAAUCGUUAAGCUGCUCAUUGAGAAUGGAGCGGAUGUUAACUCCAAGCACAUGAAUGGCGAUGCACCGUUACAUUCAGCUUCUGGAGCUGGCGAUGUGAGGAUCACCCGGCUUCUCGUCGAGAAUGGUGCUGAUGUCAAUGCUGUCAACGGAGGUACAAUGACAGCACUACAUCACGCCUGCAUCAGGACCAGGAUAGAGGGUGACACGUCUGUCAAGGCAAGAAGCCGACCGCUCGGCCUGAUACCAGUCGAUAUGAAUGGUGGUCUCGAUACAGUACUCACCAAAGUCGAUCAGGUUAUCACGAAGCUUCUCGUUGACGAUGAACCGAAGGCCAAUCACAACACCCACGGAGGCAAUGCAGCAUUCAAACUUGUGCCAUCCUUCAGCUAUGAAGAGAUAAUUCGACUUCUCGUUGAGAAUGGGGCAUAUCGCAAACCAAGAGACCGCCGCCAAGGAGUGCCUGCGGAACCGUGGGUGAUGGGUCCCCACUAUGCUACUGCCAAAUUUCUCCUUGACAGCCAGGCGAAUCUCAACGUAUUGAACGUGAAUGGCAACACGCCGUUGGCGUUUGCUGUAUUCGGUCGAGAUAGGAAAAUCCUUCAGCUGCUCUUGGAACAUGGAGCAAAGGUUGACCUGUCAGGAGGCAGUAUCACGCCAUUGAUUUACGCAAUACGUCUUCGCAAGGAAGACAUGGUUGUGGAUCUCGUAAAGCAUGGUGCAGACGUGAAGUUCUCAGAUUACACUGGCAUGACGCCACUUACUGUAGCAAAGGAGGUCGGAUGCAGUGUCUGGCUGAUCAGGCUUCUCGAAAGGCUGAGCGGUAUCUGA
Molecule: messenger RNA, 3993 nt
Organism: Colletotrichum scovillei
Lineage: Eukaryota; Fungi; Ascomycota; Sordariomycetes; Glomerellales; Glomerellaceae
Exons: 2
Coding region: 1-3993 (1330 amino acids)
Biological process (GO): nucleoside metabolic process
Molecular function (GO): protein binding; catalytic activity
Source: RefSeq, a predicted model, not a curated record